Gasterosteus aculeatus aculeatus (three-spined stickleback) is the source of this 6710-nucleotide messenger RNA. RefSeq names its product tudor domain containing 15 (gene tdrd15). Gene Ontology annotation, biological process: piRNA processing; P granule organization; spermatogenesis. Lineage: Eukaryota; Metazoa; Chordata; Actinopteri; Perciformes; Gasterosteidae. Gene Ontology annotation, cellular component: P granule. The record is from RefSeq and is a predicted model, not a curated record.
AUUAAACAAAGGAGCUCGAGGGGAACCUUUAAUACGGAGGAGAAACCGGAAGUGAGGUCACACUGUGAUUCUCAACGAGGGUCGAUGACGUGACGUGAGGCUGCGCGACAGGUUUAUGAUGGGACCGUUACUGAUUCUGUAGCCAUGCAGUCGGUGCUGGGCUCCGAACAUCAGAAAUUCGUUACUUCUGCUUCAUGUGCCGUUUGGCCAGUGGAACUCAAGUUAACUCACUUAGACUGGAACUCGGACGCAACCUUAAUACACUUCCAGGGACAUUACCUUACCAUAUCUGACCAUGACUAUAACAUCUUGCAAGGAGAAAUACAGAACGUACCAAAGACUAGCGCUGAAGUGGAUAUUGGAGAGUUUUGUAUUGUGGAAGAUUUGUGUUCAGGCCGCUGGUACAGAGGAAGGGUUCAGAACCGCAAAAAGGACUUGUUUGAGGUUUUCCUCAUCGACCACGGGAACGUUUUGAGUGUCAACAUCGCUCACAUAUCUCCCUGUUCAAAUGACCUGUUCAUCCUGCCUCCCAAGAUAAUUUGUGGCUUUCUUGCAAAUGUGCUGCUGCUUGAUGGCGGUUCUCAUUCUGUGUUAGAGAAGUACUUCUCAAGCCUGAUGGGAAGAAAUGUCACAGGGUACAUCCAAGCCCUCUUGCCCCACAAAGUGGUCUUGUUGGAAGCCCCUGACAUUAACAAUGACCUUGUUAGACAUGGCUUUGGGAGGCAUAUGGACACAGAUACUUUCCUGUUCUUGGUUGGGAUGCUCACAGAGGUGCCGCUCAAACGAAACAUGAAGCCAAUUCCUGACUUACUCCUUGAAAAGCCAUGUGAGCAAGAACUUAGCUUCAACCCGUCUGGUUUGCAGGGAUACAAAGACGUUCUGUCUCUCUGUGGGCCUAGAUUGGGUUGUGGGACACGUGCUAAAGUGCGUGUAACUGCUGCCAUUAACCCUCAGCUGUUUUAUUGUCGGAAGACUAGUAUGGAAACAGAUCUUUGCGAAAUGUCAACAAAACUGGCUGCAGUUAAUGAGCGACAAUCCCAAAAACACGACCAGAAGACUUCAGAAAACCUGGGUUUGCUCUGCUCAGUCAAAGGCAAAGAUGGAAAGUGGCACAGAGGCUAUGUGCAGUUUCUCCCAGUCAACUCUCAACUUCGAGUUUUGUUCAUUGACUAUGGAGUCUUUGAAUCCGUUGAUGUUGAGAAUGUGCACAGGUUGCCAACUGACUUGUUUUCAACACCUGUCAUGGCAUUCCCAUGCUCGCUCUCCUCGCUGAAUGAUCAGGAUGAGGCUGUUAAAACUCAGCAGUUGAAUUUUCUCAAGGCAGGCUUGCUUGGAAAAGUGUUGGAUGUGGAAAUCCAAGGUUUUGACGAAAGGCAACACCUGUACUCUGUCAAAUUGAUUGGUGCUGAAGAUAAUGAUAUGAAGGAACCAACACUUAUUCAAGAGCUUCCUAGCAAGACAGUUGAGUCAGUUCUUGAGGAAAAUCCGUCACCUCGCUGUGGCCAUUUUUACUAUGAGACAGUCAUGGCAAAAGCAGUGUGUAAAACACUUGAAGCAGAAGGGCUCCAAGUAGACUCUGACUUUGUGGGGUAUGUCGAGUAUGCACAGAAUCCAAGCCACUUUUGGAUCAGAACACAAAAGCGUAAUGAUGAGUUUCAAGAAAUGAUGAAAAAAAUGGCAGAUUCCUUCAAACAAGUGAAACUGGAUGAAGACGUGCUGUUGAAUCCUGACAUUGGGACACUGUGUUGUGCAGUGUAUGAGGAAGACAUGCAUUUCUACAGGGGUGUAGUGACAGACACUCUUGAGCAUGGAUCUGAAGUUCUUUUUAUUGAUUUUGGGAACAUUCAGAAAGUGCCACAUAUGUUGAUCAAGAAGAUACCUGAGACAUUUGCAAACAUACCAGCAUUUGCCUUCUGUUGCAGUCUUGUUAAUGUUUCUCCGUUCGAUGAAAUGUGGACCAGCACCACCUCAGACAUUUUCAGACAAGCCGUGUCAAACAAAGCCCUGCUUGUCCAUGUGGUGGAAAUAAAAAACAAACAAUUGGUUGUUGAUCUCCAUGACAUGGAAAGUAAAAACCACCAAAGUAUCAUGGAGUCCCUGAUCUCUUCAAAAAAAGCUGAAUAUUGGAACAACAUUGCCAUAACACCUGUGGUGCGAAACAGCAUACAUUUGACAGAAGAAAAGGAGCCCCCAAAAUUAGGUGUGACAUCAAACACCUGUGAGAAUACAGAUUGUGAGAAGGAAGAGAAAACGUGCAACAUUCAAACUGAGAACGGCCAAGCACCUGCUCGCUUCAAAGCCUUGAGCAUCACGCCAGGGUGUAAUAUUGCUGUGACCUGCUCUUGCGUUAAGUCUCCAUCAGAGAUCUGGUGCCAGCCUCAAGAUAAUCUUCCAGGUUUGGAGGAACUGAUGAAUAAAGUCAAUCAAUAUUACUCAACUCGGAUGGUUCCCGUCCGAUCAGGGGAUUUGUGUUGUGUCGCCAAGUCACCUCUAGAUGGAAGAUGGUACAGGGCCUUCAUCACAGAUAAAUACAACGGUUAUGCCACGGUGAUGUUUGUUGACUAUGGUUUUACCAUCCAAAUCAAGGAGCAACAUCUUCAGGCAAUAAUACCUGAACAUUUCUAUUUGGAAAAACAAGCUUUCAGGUGCUGCCUUAACGACCUGAUUGAACCUGCUGACCCAGAGAACAAUGGGGAUUGGGGUCCGGAUGUGUGUAAAACACUGAAAGAGUUAGUCCUCAACUGCGCCAGUGGUUUAAGUUGUAAAGUUGUCUCACAGUUGAAUGUGAGGAACAAAGGGCUCUGCAAUGUCGUGGAACUCUACAACACCCGAACCCGUCAGAGGCUAACCAAUUUGCUCCUGGACUGGUGUGAGCCAAGGGAAGGGCCAAACUCGGGAAAGCUGUCAACUGUGAUUCCGGAGUGCUUUGUCUGCUCUUCACAUGGUCUAAGUCCUGGAGAUGAGGAGCAAGUCUUCAUCACUCAUGUUGGCAUUCAGUGGGAAGUCUACUGCCACCUUCAGAGAAACGCUGAAAUCAUUGACGAGCUCGAACAGAAAAUCGCAGAGGAGAGUGAGAAAUGUAUACAAGCCAGUACGAGAGUUGUUGGGAGUAGGCUAGCCCUGGCAAAAUACUUCGAUGGCAAAUGGUACAGGGGCUUGGCACAUCCUGUUCAGUCCCCUCGCCAUCUCGGUGUGUUUUUUGUGGAUUAUGGUAACACAAAUGUAUCUGAGAAGACCAAUGUGAUAUCCAUCCCCAGAGAUUCUGUUGAUUUGUUGGACACACCCAUGCAGGCUGUGAAAUUCCACCUUGCUUCAGUGUCCACGAAAGAGUUCUAUGCAGAUGUGAAAGAAUGGCUUGAUGCUGCAAUCCUCAACAAGGAAGUCAGAGCUGUCAUAGUUGGAAAGGGCAAAGAUGGUUCAUUUGAUGUUGAACUGUUUGAUGGGGAUGUUAACAUCAAUGAGAAGGUAAAGGACCUCGUUCUCAGUCUUUCGCCAAAACCAACGACAGUUGUGAGUUCUGACCUGAGCCGCACAAAGAAAGAACCUCAAACUCUCCAAACGAGAUGCACAAAGCCUUCAGUUAAGUGCAGGGAAGUCAGCCAAAUCCCUAGCAAACAGAGGGUUUCAAAGCGCCCCGAAUUGAAAGCAUUGGGAUGUGCUGAAGUUAAGAAAAAAAACACAAAACAUCAUGUUCGUAGUAAACAGCACAAACAUGCAGAGGAAACUGAGAUCCCUCAGCUCUGUUUGCCAGACAUGACGAUUAGCGCAGGUUUCAGGGCGAUGUGUUUCGUCUCCCACAUUAACUCUGUCAACAACUUUUUUCUUCAACUGUCUGAGGAUGAACCUGCCAUUUUGAAAAUGGGCGAAAAGCUAAACUUGAAAAACUUCAGAGAUUCCUUAAACCCUGCUCCAUCUUUGAGACUAAAUGACUUGGUUCUGGCUGAGUAUGAGGAAGACGGAGCUCUGUAUCGUUCCGCUGUGAAGAACUGUGGGACCCGCUUUGAAGUUGAGUUUGUGGACUAUGGAAACAACGCAGUCAUGGGCAAGGACAAGAUCUACUCCAUACCAAAGGAGUAUCUCUCUCAUCCACGGUUCAGCAUAUCGUGCUCCUUGUUGGACACAAGUAUGUACACAAGUGAUGUUUCUUUCACUGAUACUGUAAUGACGAAGCCUCUCAUGGUUGAUUUUGUCCGUCAUGAAGUCCAUUGGAAAGUGAAGCUUGAGAUUCUUGAUGAAGCGGUCUGUGUUCCAGCAGCACUGGAAGCAGCUUUGGAAAGUGGCCCCGAAAAUGAAAGGGGAGAGGAGUCUCCUGCAGAUUCAUUUGGAAUGGAAGAGGAAUCAAGAUCCUGUGAGCAGAAUCUCCUCACAAAAAAAGUGAGUGAGAAAAAAACACGCCAAUCCGAAGGAACCACUACUGAUGAAGAAAACCUUGUGCCAAAACCAACCCACGCCCCACUAUCCACUACAGUAGGAGAACCAAGAGAAGCCACCUUAAACAAAGGAGAUUCAUUGGAGAAUCCAAGUACAUUCACAAAAGGCCUAGUGAAUACGAAAAGUGAUUGGGCCGAUGCCAUAAUACCUCCGUCUAUUCAGGCCAACGACACAGAGAUUAGUACAGUUUUGUCUGUAAUGAGUAACAGCAACUUUUACGCCAGACUAAAUAAGACCAGUCUACUGCUAAUCGCAUUGGAAAACUGUAUCGCUGACAACCUACACAAGUGCAAGAUGGUAGCAUACGAGGAUGUCAAACAAGGCCUCAAGUGCUUAGUUGAGGUGGACCAGCGGUGGCACAGGGCUGUUGUUCAAGGUGUAGGCUUGGAAACAUGCCAGCUCCUCCUUGUCGAUCGUGGAAUGACUGAGCGAAUUCCAAGAGGGUCGAUCCGGCGCCAGUGUAGAGCGCUGACAAAAAUCCCCCACCUUGCAGUUUUGUGCAAGGUGAACUGCAUUGGGUUCAGUGAGGGAGAGGCUUCUCCUGGGCUGUGGUGUGAAAUACUCAAACCAAUGAUUGGCAGAGAAGUCCAACUGGUGUUUGUGUGCUUUUCAGAAGCUGACAAACUAUGGACGGUUGAAAUAAUUAUGAAUGGACUGUUUGUUCUUCAUCAAAUCCCAACCUCACUGCGGCAGAAUGAAGAGCUGGUGCCGUCAACUGCUGAGACCUUAAGAAGUGAAAAAGCAGAAGCCGAAUUAAACGCAGACACGAGGCCCCCUCAGCGUCUUACCUUUGCUCCUGUAGAUUUAGACACUCCCUAUUCUGGGUUCGCUGCUGCAGUGACGACGCCCUUCAAGUUCUGCAUCAUUCUGGAGGACUUUCUUCUCGUCAUGAACAAAGUAUCCUUAUUAUUGGACAACCUCCCUGAGGAAAUGUCUCCCCUUCCCGAAGCCCACCUCGUCCCGGGCACCUGCUGCCUGUUUAAAUCCAACACGAAGAGUAAGUGUUGCCGGGCCGAAAUCACAGAAGUUAACACCACAGCAGUCUUAAACCUGGUGGAUUACGGCCACUACGAGUGCAUCCCGUACCACGACUGCUCCAAGCUGAAAAGGGCUCCUGAGGAGAUAACAAACCUCCCAAAGGUGGAGUACCCUUGCGUUCUGCGAGGGGUGAAGCCAGUUGGAGUAGAUGGACAGUGGACCAAUGAAGCAGCAGUCUUCUUCCAGCAGUGUUUGUUCCAGAAAAACCUUCAGAUCAUCUUCAGGGAGUUUGUAUUAAACACACACUGGAAAGUGGACAUCCUGGCAGAUGGUACCCAUGUUGCCAAGGAGCUGGUGGAUGCGGGACACGCCAAUUACAUGGACAUCACGCUAGGACUGAGGUUCCAGGAGCAGGGCCCCCGUAGAGCAGCUCCUGGUAGCCCUGACAGUGAGGAAGAGUGUGGCCAGGAACAUGAUGGCUUCAACGGGAAUCGUGUUGAGCACCGACAUCACAUCGAUUCCAUUCGUUCUAAUUAAUAUUAAUCCAUGUGGGACAAUUGUCGUUUCUCGCACUUUAAGACAAGUGGCCGUGUAAUGUUGCUCUAUUUAUUUUGUUGUGUUGACCUAAUUUGAGUUCCUUCCAAUAAUGUUGCUUGAAAGAAAAGUAUAAUUGAAAGGUUUGUAAAGACUUCUAUUUGGUGUUCUCCUCAUGCAGGUUCUUCACAAAAAUAAUGCUUUACUACAUUUUUUGUAACUACUGUUCAUAGUGUUUGUUUAAAAAUAUAUAUGAAGUUGCUCAUUAAGAACUACAGUGUUGGUUUUGGCAAGGUGAAAAAAUCUACAAUUAUUUUCUUAUUUCUAAAUUACACCUUUUUAUAGGAAGUUCCUAUAUUGAUCUUUGUUCUAUUUUAGUUUUUAAGUAUUCUUUUCAGAAUAAAAAAAAAGGUUUGGCUCAAUCUUGGAAAAAUUAAUGGAAAAAUGCUUUUCAGUUGCAACCUAAAUGUUAGUUUAUACUUUUGCUUUCAUACGCUUUGUUCUCCUAACAGGUGGAACGGUUAAUUUAGCAGUGUGGGAUAACGGAAAUGUACCGACAUUACCCGUAAAGAAAUGUCCUGUUUGCUUCACCUCCAGAGAGCAGUGUUGAGCCGUGGCUGGUUCAUUGUAAGAUGCAUUCAACCAGUGUUAACUAAUGUCUAUUUAGAUCAGUUUUAGUGAAUGUACAACUAACAUUAUAAUAUAAUAUGCAAUGAUUAACCCCAAAUAAACAAAGAAAAAGGAUGAAUAACGUCACUUCUUUAGUU